This is a messenger RNA of Ilyonectria robusta, 1119 nucleotides long. RefSeq lists its product as uncharacterized. The record is from RefSeq and is a predicted model, not a curated record. The transcript has 2 exons. NCBI's taxonomy places the organism in Eukaryota, Fungi, Ascomycota, Sordariomycetes, Hypocreales, Nectriaceae. Bases 1 to 1119 code for a protein of 372 amino acids.
AUGUAUCGUCAAGUGCUCCUCUCUAGCCUCCUCGCCACUAUUGUCAGGAGCGUCUUCGCCGACGACGUCACCGGCAACAGCGAAUUUACCAGCAUCGACACCGUCACCGAAGACUCCGGCUUCACCGACAAUACCGUCUACACGACCGGAGAAAAGAUUACGAUCGAAUGGACUACAGCCUUUGACAAAGUCGGACUCCUCCUGUGGCAGGAAAAUACAGAUGGUGAUAACACAAAUAGCAUUUCGCUUCUGUCGGACUCCUCGUCCACAGCAGUCUCCUGGACUGUUACCGCAGACUGGUUGACCGACAACAGUGGCGACAUUGCUGUGGCCUUUCUCGCCCUAUACGAGUCCGGGUCUACCGCAUGGGCUAUCCGCAACACAUCCUUCAAUAUUACUUCAAGCGAUGACUCGUCUUCAUCGUCAACUAAAGUUGAGUCUUCGACUGUGGCCGAAUCGACUGAACUUGCGUCGACUCAAGAGGCAGAGACCGAGACCGUGGUCAACGAGGUUACCGUGACUGGAGCCGCUGCUACGAACGCUGCAACAACUGAGGCUGCUGCGACUGAUGCUGCUUCUACCGACGCAGUUGGUGGUGUCACUACAAUUGCCCUCAAAACCAGCGACGCAUCCGACACUGCUUCGCCAUCGUCAGCAACAUGGCCGGCGUCUUCGGAAGCAUCCUCGGGCGGGUUGUCCACCAGCAGUAUUGCAGGCAUCACCGUCGGCUCCAUCCUCAGUGCCAUCUCAGCCCUCGGCGGCUUUGGAUUCAUGAUGAAGCGCAAGAAGCGUGCGCGCAAGGCCAAAGCUGCUGCUGUGGAGCUGAAGAUGCAGCAGCAGAGUACCCAAAGCACCCAAAUCCAUAUCCAGCAAGCCGCCGCUCCAUCGCCUUCUGCUCCUCCUGCUGCUGGACAAUACCAGCAAGACCACAAGGGUCCGUACCCAUCUACCCAUACACUUUCGUACGCACCUACGCAUUCCAUGCUCUCUCCAGUGUAUCCAGCUGCUCAGUAUCCCGCACACUCUCCGGUUCAUCAGCCCGCAUCCCCGCCCGCCCAGUGGAACAACCAGAACCAGGGUUAUGGACAGGGUAACAAUGGGGCUUAUGAGGCUGCUUAA